Eucalyptus grandis is the source of this 948-nucleotide messenger RNA. RefSeq names its product MDIS1-interacting receptor like kinase 2-like. Lineage: Eukaryota; Viridiplantae; Streptophyta; Magnoliopsida; Myrtales; Myrtaceae. The transcript is spliced from 2 exons. Bases 1 to 948 code for a protein of 315 amino acids. The record is from RefSeq and is a predicted model, not a curated record. Gene Ontology annotation, molecular function: protein binding.
AUGGGUUCACCAGGAUCAGAAACACCAGUGAAUCUUCUAGCCUCCUUUGCCCUUUCCACAGCGCUUUUUGUCAUCAUUCCUGCUUAUGCCUCCUCACUAGAAGCACAAGCCCUUCUCAAAUGGAAAUCCAGCCUUCUAAACCAAAACCUAUCCACCUCUUCUCUAUUUUCAUGGACUCUCCCUCCUCAAAAUGCUACCGGCUCCAAUGCAACAGUGUCAAGCCCGUACAGUUGGUAUGGAAUCUCGUGUAACCCAGCCAGAAGUGUGAUUGGAAUCAAUCUCACCAAUUCGAAUAUUAGAGGUACACUCAAUGAAUUCCCAUUCUCAUCUUUGCCGUAUCUUACCUAUAUAGACAUGUACAUAAACGAACUCUUCGGCGGUAUUCCGCCUCAAGUCAGUCUUUUGACCAAUCUCACCUACCUUGACCUCUCCUUUAAUCAAUUAUCCGGGAAAAUACCACGGGAGAUUAGUAAUCUCAUGAAGCUUGAGGUGCUACAUCUGCUCUCUAACAAGUUGAGUGGCUCUAUCCCUGAUGAAAUAGGUCAGUUCCGUUUGUUGAACGAGCUUGCCCUCCUCGCUAGACUAUACAUCUAUAACAAUUCAUUUUCUGGUCCCAUUCCUCUUGAAAUUGGGAAUUUGACAAACUUGGAGGAGAUUUACAUGGAUACCAACUUCCUGAUGGGGCCAAUUCCUCCCACAUUUGGGAAAUUGACGAAACUAACCCAACUCCAUGUAUAUGAUAAUGAACUUAGUGGUUCUAUCCCACCAGAGCUGGGGAACUUGAAACUUCUUCGUCAACUCGCCCUACACUACAAUAAUCUUACUAGUUCAAUCCCCUCGACAUCAGGCAAUUUGACAGAGCUUACCCUUCUUUAUCUGUAUGGCAACAUGCUUUCUGGUAACAUUCCUGAUGAUUUAGGAAACCUCCGAGCUAUGAUCAAUUUGUAG